AUGAGGCACCUACGUUUGCUAUACUUGAUAUAUGGCAUCGUCGCCGUUCUGCAGAACCUCCAGGUGUCAGCAUGGUCGAUCCCACGAGAAUAUCUCGGCGUCUAUACGAGCAGCAAGGCCCCGAUAACUCAUAGUCUUUCACCAGACGAAGAGGCCAUCAAACGUGCGCCUCCACCGAUUCAACCUGGCCAGGCCACCGCUACAAAUACAAACACAGCCGCGAGCGGCGAGGAUGCUACAGAGAACAGGGUUAACGACGACGCUAUCUUCAAGCGGCUGAUGUCAGAUCUUGAGACCUGCGUUGAAGACCUUCUCCCUUACACAACGGAAAAUACACCAAACGACCAGGUCCAGAUCAGUGGAUCGAAAGUGAGAUCGUGCAGACAGGCCAUUUUCUCGUUGAUACGGUGGCUCGGUGCUCGAGGAAACAACCCGCCAAAAGGGAGCUCGUCUGUCGUCGGAGCCACGGACGAGUAUCAGGAAUCUCAUCAGUCUCAUGAGAACGAGAGAAGAGAUGACCAAAAAUCACGUUUCAAUCUGGUCAAGCCGGGAAAUAAUAGGGAUCCGCGCGAGUCUGGCAGGCUUGAAACGAGGGUCGAUGAAACUGGAAACCAACCAACACCAACUAAUACCAGACCGCUCACUUGUCAUGAUCGAGCAUGUACCACCGACGACAUUCUAUCGACGUGCGUGACAAAGAAAGGGGCAAAGCUGAAGCCCAAGGUUGCUAGAAUGUGCAAGAUGUGUUUUCCGCGCAGAAACGAGCAGCUGGUUGACGUAUAUUGCUCUGAACUGGCCAAGAAGGAGUGGUAUUUGUUUUAUAUUCUCUUCGCUAUACUUAUUACAGCUGCUGGCACGUUUAUCGCCCUGACCUUUCUCCGAAGACUGAGGGCAAAGGCUCAGAAUACACAAGAUGGAGGAGCAGGCAUUCUUCCAAUCAAAAGAUCCAUCCGACCGCCAACACUAGGAAUGCCCCGAAGUAGAUCUAGGGGAAUAGCAUCAAGGUGUACAAGGAUGGCCAUAUAUCUCAGAGCUUCGGCGACACAAGCUGAUGUAGAGGAGCGACUGAUGCUUGACGCAAAGGCAUAUCUGUCUACUCCGACUCACAUUCCGCCAGCCCAGGUCAGUAAGCAUAAGCAAUAUCCGUUCCAAGGAUCUGGUGCCGAGGCCUGCGAAAGACAAACGGGAUUGAAAUUUCGGAAGAGCUGUGAUUCAAACUUGGAGGUACCUGCUGCCGCUGCACAACGGGGACGUAGCUCCAGCGUUCAAACGAUACCAAACGUUGCCCUGGCUACUGGAAACGAAGGUGUCGGGCUGCAGCGUCUCAGCGUGGAUACACCUGUUCAACGUCCGCAUACCGCCGACUGA
Messenger RNA from Arthroderma uncinatum, 1368 nucleotides. RefSeq lists its product as uncharacterized. Lineage: Eukaryota; Fungi; Ascomycota; Eurotiomycetes; Onygenales; Arthrodermataceae. The record is from RefSeq and is a predicted model, not a curated record. Bases 1 to 1368 code for a protein of 455 amino acids. The transcript has a single exon.